This is a messenger RNA of Candidozyma haemuli, 624 nucleotides long. Its product is annotated as iron-sulfur cluster assembly protein. The transcript has a single exon. Lineage: Eukaryota; Fungi; Ascomycota; Pichiomycetes; Serinales; Metschnikowiaceae. Gene Ontology annotation, biological process: iron-sulfur cluster assembly. The record is from RefSeq and is a predicted model, not a curated record. The coding region runs from base 1 to 624 and encodes 207 amino acids.
AUGUCUGAUCCUAUAAACGCCAACCCUACGGUCAUCGACGUGGCUAACUUGCCUACUCGUCUAGAAACUGGCCAGAAGAAACACGAUCCAGGCCAGGAGCUUGUGGAAAAGAUCAUUUCGCUCUCUCUCAGAGUGUCUUACGAUGUGAAUGCUGCUUCUGACGAAGAAGCCCCUGGUUUGGUUUCUGACUCGGGUGAAUCUGUCGAUGAUGAACUCGACGAGGAGGACGAAGACCCUAUUGAUGCCCAGGAGAUUUUUGAUCUUAUUGCUACCAUUUCUGACCCUGAACAUCCCUUGACUUUGGCACAGUUGGCAGUGGUGAACCUACCGGAUAUUACUGUCACUCAUGGUGCUACCAAAAACGACCUUUCUGAGGUCCUCAUCAAAAUCACACCCACCAUCACACACUGCUCUUUGGCAACGUUGAUCGGGCUCGGCAUCAGAGUCCGUUUGGAAAGAUGUCUUCCUCCUAGAUUCAGAAUCAGGAUUUUGAUCAAGGAAGGAACUCAUCAGUCUGAAAAUCAGGUCAACAAACAGCUUAACGACAAGGAGCGUGUUGCUGCUGCCUGCGAGAAUGACCAGCUUCUUAGUGUCAUUUCUCAAAUGCUUUCCACUUGUAAGUAG